Carassius auratus (goldfish) is the source of this 3673-nucleotide messenger RNA. Its product is annotated as putative hexokinase HKDC1. The record is from RefSeq and is a predicted model, not a curated record. Gene Ontology annotation, cellular component: mitochondrion; cytosol. Lineage: Eukaryota; Metazoa; Chordata; Actinopteri; Cypriniformes; Cyprinidae. Gene Ontology annotation, molecular function: ATP binding; D-glucose binding; fructokinase activity. The transcript has 15 exons. Gene Ontology annotation, biological process: intracellular glucose homeostasis; glucose 6-phosphate metabolic process; carbohydrate phosphorylation. Bases 457 to 2832 code for a protein of 791 amino acids.
CCUCUCUUUGAUCUCGUCAGCUCUGUCCUGGUGAACACAGAUAAGGCUGUUCUGCAUUUAGCACGCUUCUCUCCAUUUUUCCACUAAGGAUGUUUACAUAUUGAACUGAACAGAGAGGAUCCUUUUUGAACUAUUGUUUCACUCAAGAUUGUUUUAAGGUGUUCCUGCAGUUUGGAGGGAGGCCAAUCACAUUGCUAGGUGAGGCUGGAGAGCAGAGAGGCCGGACGAGGCUUAGCCAUUAAUUAUUUAGCCGUGAAAGGGGAGGGAAAAGCAAGUGCUGAACUCUCACAUAGGGAAAUACAAGCUCAGAGGAAAUCUUUCAGUCAUAUUAGAAUCACUCCUGAGGAUUGAGGGGGACAGGCUUCGGGACACAUUUAAACCUGAGGACUCAUUUUGUCUUUCAAUAAGUAAAUCUCGUUUUUUUUUCUGAGUCACCACCUGUGUCAGGAAGUCAAGAUGUUUGCAGUCCAUUUGCUGUCCUUUUACUUCUCAAAGCUUCAGGAGGAUCAGAUCAAGAAGGUAGACCGGUAUCUGUACGCAAUGCGUUUAUCAGAUGAUCAGUUGGCGGACAUAUCAGCUCGCUUUCGGCAGGAGAUGGAGAAAGGACUGUCAAACGAGAGCAAUGCUACAGCUGCAGUCAAGAUGCUCCCGACCCACGUUUAUUCAACACCCGAUGGCUCAGAGAAGGGUGAGUUUCUGGCGCUGGAUCUGGGGGGUUCCAAAUUUAAGGUACUACAGGUGAAGGUUUCCGAAGAUGGGAAGGGGAAAGUCCAGAUGGAGAGUGAAACCUUUCCCAUCCCUGAAGAGGUCCUCAAUGGCAAAGGAUCUGAGCUUUUUGAGCAUGUGGCAGAGUCUUUGAAGUCUUUUCUCCAGAAACACCACAUUAAUCACACAAGAAAACCUCUCGGCUUCACCUUCUCUUUCCCUUGUGCGCAAUCCAAAAUAGAUGAGGGUGUCUUGUUGUCAUGGUCAAAGAAUUUCAAGGCUAGAGGUGUUCAAGGGAACAAUGUGGUGCAGUUAUUAAGGAAAGCGAUUCGAAAAGUUGGGGUUGUUGACGUAGAUGUCCUGGCUAUGGUCAAUGACACAGUGGGGGCCAUGAUGACCUGCGGAUAUGAUGACCAGAACUGUGAGGUGGGGGUAAUUAUAGGUACCGGCACUAAUGCUUGUUACAUGGAGGAGCUCAGACACAUUGAUCUGGUGGAGGGAGAUGAAGGGAGGAUGUGUAUUAAUACUGAAUGGGGGGCAUUUGGAGACGAUGGUGUGCUUGAUGAUUUCAUCACAAGCUUUGACCGUGAAAUUGAUGCCGCCUCAAUUAAUCCAGGAAAACAGCUUUUUGAAAAGAUGGUGAGUGGGAUGUACAUGGGGGAGCUCGUGAGACUCAUCCUGCUGAAGAUGGCCAAAAAGGGUCUACUCUUUCGUGGCCAAGUCUCUGAUGCUCUUCGAACCAAGGGAACUUUCCAGACCAAACAUAUCUGCUUGAUUGAACAGUAUAAAGGAGGUCUGGAGAACACCAAGGAGAUCCUGGAAGACCUGGGUCUCAAUCCUAGUGAAGAUGACUGCAUUGCUGUCCAGCAUGUCUGUACCAUCGUCUCCUUCAGGUCAGCUAAUCUGGUUGCUGCCGCUCUGGCUGCCAUUCUGACACGGAUCCGAGAAAACAAAAAGCUGAAAACCCUUCGGACCACAGUAGGAGUGGAUGGGACGGUUUACAGAACACAUCCACAGUACCCCAAGAGGCUCCACAAGGUGGUCCGCCAUCUGGUGUCAGACUGUCAUGUCCGUUUCGUGCUGUCUGAAAGUGGCAGUGCAAAAGGUGCCGCCAUGGUGACUGCAGUAGCUCAGCGGUUAGCUUCCCAAAGGAAGGAGGUCGAUGAUACUCUCGCGGCCUUCACCUUGAGCUCCACACAGCUUCAGGAAGUGAAGGCGAAGAUGCGCGUGGAGUUGGAACGAGGCUUGAGGAAAGACUCCCAUCCCACUGCCUCAGUCAAAAUGCUGCCCACGUAUGUUUACAGGACUCCAGAUGGGACAGAAAGAGGAAAGUACCUUGCCUUGGAUCUUGGUGGAACCAAUUUCCGUGUGUUGGUGGUUAAGAUUCGUACCGGUAUGCGAAAUUCAGUCAGGAUGUACAACAAGAUUUACGCCAUUCCACUGGAGAUCAUGCAAGGCACAGGAGAGGAGUUGUUUGACCACAUAGUUCAGUGCAUCUCGGAUUUCUUGGACUAUAUGAAACCAGUACACACACAAAGUCUCAGGUUUUCCAGAUAUGUUCUGAUGUGUUAUCCUCUAAUUUCCAGGUUUGAAAAGAUGACCAGUGGAAUGUAUUUGGGAGAGAUUGUAAGGCAGAUCCUCAUUGAUCUCACAAAGCAUGGUCUUCUGUUUCGUGGUCGCAUCACAGAGAGACUGAAGACCAAAGGCAUCUUUGAGACCAAGUUCCUCUCUCAGAUUGAGAGUGACCGUCUGGCGCUACUGCAGGUCAGGUCUAUUCUGCAGCAUCUGGGCCUGGACAGCACAUGUGACGACAGCAUCAUUGUCAAAGAAGUGUGUGGAGCUGUUUCUCGCCGAGCAGCUCAGCUCUGUGGAGCAGGAAUGGCUGCUAUUGUAGACAAAAUCAGAGAGAACCGUGGUCUGGACCAUCUGGAGAUUACUGUGGGAGUGGACGGCACCCUUUACAAGUUACAUCCACACUUCUCCACAAUCUUAAAGGACACUGUCAGAGAACUCGCGCCCAACUGUAAGGUGGAUUUUAUCCUAUCAGAGGAUGGCAGUGGGAAAGGGGCGGCCCUGAUCACAGCGGUAGCACAGCAGCAUAAUAUAGAGAAACAAGAACCUCAAUAGAUGCUCAGACUGGGUUUCUUUGAGGGCUGAUGUGUUGUUUUAAGAGUUCAGGUUUCUGCUGUAUAAGUAAUAACAGAUUUAUCAAAUGACAACUUCACAAAUUCUAGCUUAUUUUGCAGCUUGCAUAUCAUUUUAUUUUUUUGCAUACAAAAAUCCGAAAAUCAGGUACAUUGGCAGAAAAGUGUUCAUUUAUUACUUUUCUAUUAUUAUUCUUUUGUUUUAAAUGUAUUAAUUAGUGCAAUUGAGACUGCACUGAUGUUCAUCAUGUUCAGCAUUGGUUCACUCUCACUGUACGUUGCCACUUUGAAGGGUCUUUUUGUUCCGACUCAGUGAACGGUUUGCAUGGGCAGUCAGAGUGAAAGGCUCACAGAAGCCUAAACUAAAGGGGGCAGUGGCUGUGUGCAGUGUGGAAUGUCAUGAGAGUAUGUUGCUCUACGAUGGUGUCUGAGAAGCUUAGAGACCAAACAGCCAUAUUAAAUCAGGAACUGCUGUACUUGAAAAGCAAUUUAUUUAUUUAAACAGUAGAGGCAGAUUAGAGUCAAAUUCAAAGCUUGUUUUCGGUAUUGUGAAAAAUGACUUAAGAUUUUAUUUGAAAUCGAAUGUGAGGAGACCACAUUUAAGAUAAUUUUAUGGUAUUUUUAUAUGUUUUUUUUACAAGAUCCAGUCCACAUUCAUUGUCAUUUUAUGGAAAAGCGUGACUAGUAUACUACUGUUCAAAAUUAAUUAAUCAUUUUAUUCAGCAAGAGUGCAUUAAAUUCAUCAAGUUUCAUGGUUUCCACAAAAAUAUUAAGUACAACAACUGUUUUCAACAUUGAUAAUAAAAAAUGUUUCUUGAGCAGCA